ACAAUGUUUGUGAUUUUGUUAGAUGAAGAAAAAAACCAAAGCCGCAAUUCUUGCCUCAGUUGCAUCUGUCCUCCUUGUGGGGGUUGCAUUGUUAAAGAAAUUACGACGUAGACGUAGAGAACUGCCUAGGGCGCCUUAUGUUAACCAUGCCGCCGAGAGAGAGGAAUACAUAAAUAGUGUUUUGCAUGGAAGUGAGAGACAUUGUGUGAAUCAACUUAGGAUGAAGCCUAUAGCUUUCCACCACUUAUGUCACACCCUCACUGAGGGGGAGCACGUACGUCCGACUGUUCACAUGUCUGUUACGGAGCAAGUGUUCAUUUUCUUGCACAUUAUUGGUCAUAAUGUGAGGUUUCGUGUAAUGGGUAGUCGGAUCUAUAGAUCAACUGAGACUGUUCAUAGAUACUUCAAGAUUGUCCUUAGGGGGGUCCUGAAAUUAUAUAGAGCUCUAAUAAGACUGCGUAGCGAAGAUACACCUCCAGAGAUAAGGAAUAGCAGAAGGUUUUACCCAUAUUUUAAGGAUUGUGUUGGAGCAAUAGAUGGUACACAUGUUCGUGCAUCUGUGCCACCUGAAAUACAAGGAAGAUUUCGUGGUCGCAAAGAUGGAACCACGCAAAAUGUGUUAGCUGCCAUUAGUUUUGACUUAAAGUUCACUUAUGUGUUGGCUGGAUGGGAAGGCAGUGCACAUGAUUCACGUGUAUUAAAUGAUGCAUUUGCUAGGACAGGGGGAUUUUCAAUUCCCAAUGGUAAAUUUUAUCUUGGUGAUGCUGGGUAUGGUAAUAAAAAUGGAAUAUUGUCACCGUAUCGGAGUGUACGAUAUCACUUGAAAGAGUUUAGUGAUCGUCCUCCUGAGAAUGCGCAAGAAUUGUUCAACCUCCGACACUCUUCAUUGAGAACUACCAUUGAGCGAGGGUUUGGAGUGGUGAAAAAACGUUUUCGAGUGUUGGAUGCAGAACCAUAUUGGUCUUUCCCAACCCAAGUGAAAGUAGUGUUAGCGUGUUGUGUGGUUCAUAAUCACAUUAUGGGGGUUGAACCAAAUGACCAUAUUAUGGAAGAUGCAAUGAACCAAGUAGAGCUUAGUGACCACCAACAAGAAACACAAUCCCAUCGGGAGUCCGUCGAAGAUAGUAGAUCAUGGAAUGCUAAGAGAGAUGAGAUAUGCCAAGCCAUGUGGUCUGAUUAUAUCAGGAGUGGAGAGUAGUAUUUUAUUU
This is a messenger RNA of Quercus lobata, 1208 nucleotides long. RefSeq lists its product as uncharacterized. Lineage: Eukaryota; Viridiplantae; Streptophyta; Magnoliopsida; Fagales; Fagaceae. The record is from RefSeq and is a predicted model, not a curated record. The transcript is spliced from 3 exons. Bases 23 to 1198 code for a protein of 391 amino acids.